AUGGCUCUGUGCAACGGAGACAGCAAGCUGGAGUUCAGCCCUGCAGAGCAGAAUGGGUCGCAUGAGGGAGCAGUGGCAAUCCUGGAUGCAGGGGCCCAGUAUGGUAAGGUCAUUGACAGAAGAGUGCGAGAGCUUUGUGUGCGCUCAGAGAUUCUACCACUGGAGACCCCAGCCUUUGCCCUGCGAGAGCAAGGAUACAGGGCUAUUAUCAUAUCAGGUGGUCCAGCCUCUGUUUAUGCAGAGGACGCCCCCUGGUUUGACCCUGCUAUAUUCACGAUUGGAAAGCCUGUAUUAGGAAUUUGUUAUGGGAUGCAGAUGCUCAAUAAAGUUUUUGGUGGCACAGUUCACAAAAAAAGUGUCCGUGAAGAUGGCGUUUUCAGUGUUAACUUGGACAACACCUGCUCUCUUUUUAGAGGCCUACAGAAGGAGGAACUGGUUCUUCUCACACAUGGGGACAGUGUUGAUAAAGUGGCGGAUGGCUUUAAAGUUGUCUCUCAGUCUGGAAACAUAAUCGCUGGAAUUGCCAAUGAACAAAAGAAACUUUAUGGGACACAGUUUCACCCAGAAGUAGACCUGACAGAGCGGGGCAUUGUUAUGUUGAAAAACUUCCUGUUUGAUAUCGCAGGAUGCACAAAUAAUUUUACAGUGUUGAACCGUCAACAGGACUGCAUCAGUGAGAUCAGGGAAAAAGUAGGAACUUCAAAAGUCCUGGUGCUUCUCAGUGGGGGGGUUGACUCGACCGUGUGCACAGCUCUUUUGAACAAAGCUCUGGACCAAGAACAAGUCAUAGCUGUUCACAUUGACAAUGGUUUCAUGAGAAAGAGGGAAAGUCUAAGUGUGGAAGAAGCCCUAACAAAGCUUGGAAUCAAACUCAGAGUGGUGAAUGCAGCACAUACCUUCUACAAUGGAACCACUACCCUUCCCAUCUCAGAAGAGGACAGAACGCCAAGGAAACGAAUAAGCAAGACAUUGAAUAUGACCACCAACCCAGAGGAGAAAAGAAAAAUCAUAGGAGACACUUUUGUAAAGGUGGCAAAUGAAGUUAUAGGGGAGAUGAAUCUAAAGCCAGAGGAGGUCCUUCUGGCUCAGGGCACUUUGAGACCGGACCUGAUUGAGAGUGCCUCUCAUUUGGCCAGUGGCAAAGCAGAAGUCAUCAAAACGCACCACAACGAUACAGAGUUAGUCCGAAAACUCAGAGAUGAGGGGAAAGUUAUUGAACCUCUUAAAGAUUUUCACAAAGAUGAGGUCAGAGCUUUGGGAAGGGAGCUUGGUCUCCCAGAAGAAAUAGUCUGUCGGCAUCCUUUCCCGGGUCCCGGUCUGUCCAUCCGAGUCAUCUGCGCAGAGGAGCCUUACAUCUGUAAAGACUUUGCUGAGACAAACAAUAUUCUCAAAAUCAUCACAGACUUUUCCACAAGUGUCAAAAAGCCCCAUGCCUUGCUUCAGAGAGUAAAGUCAUGCAUAUCAGAUGAGGAGGAGGAGAAACUAAUGCAGAUCACCAGCCUUCAUUCACUCAAUGCCUUCCUUUUACCCAUCAAAACUGUCGGUGUCCAGGGUGAUUGCAGGUCCUACAGUUAUGUAUGUGGUGUCACAAGUAAAGAAUCUCCACACUGGGACUCUCUCAUGUUCCUAGCCAGGCUUAUUCCUCGCAUGUGCCAUAGCAUCAACAGAGUGGUGUAUAUUUUUGGGUCCCAUGUGAAAGAACCUCCAACAGACAUUACUCCCACCUUCCUGACCACAGGCGUUCUGAGCACACUCAGACAGGCUGACUAUGUAGCUCACUCUAUUCUCAGAGAGUCUGGUUACUCUGGUAAGAUCAGCCAGAUGCCAGUGAUCUUGGUUCCGCUGCACUUUGAUCGGGACCCUCUGCAGAAGCAGCCAUCUUGCCGGCGCUCUGUGGUCGUCCGCACCUUUAUCACCAGCGACUUCAUGACAGGAAUACCUGCCACACCAGGCAGCCAUAUCCCAGAGGAGGUGGUUCUAAAAAUGGUGAAUGAAAUAAAAAAGAUCCCAGGCAUCUCCAGAGUAAUGUAUGACCUGACGUCCAAACCUCCAGGCACCACUGAGUGGGAAUAG
Knipowitschia caucasica is the source of this 2073-nucleotide messenger RNA. Lineage: Eukaryota; Metazoa; Chordata; Actinopteri; Gobiiformes; Gobiidae. The record is from the annotation of a GenBank genome assembly.